AUGUCUUUUGUUGAUGUAAAAUCUUUAGUUAAUCCGUUUACUCCAAAUUUUUCUUGUGGAGUAGACGCGGAAGGUACUAGGGGCGGGUUAGCAGUUUUCAGUUGGUAUGAUGGGUAUUUUAGUUGCAUUGCCUUAACUCCUAAUUAUAUUCUAUGUAAUCUCAAAGAAGUUAAUGAAAGUAGUAGAAAUAUUUUGUUUUUGUACGAAGAGCCCAAAAUAGAGGAAAGAUCUAGAGUAUGGGAUGAGCUUUCUACCUUUCUUUCCUUAACUCCUAAUUGUCUUUUAAUUGGGGAUUUUAAUCAAGUGGACUCCCUGCAAGAUAAACUUGGGGGUUCCCUUAGCAUACGGGGUCUUGGUGAUUUUAUGGAUUGGAGGUUGGAAAAUGAACUCAUGGAUAUUCCCUUCUCCGGCCCACGUUUUACUUGGACGAACAAAAGAAUUAGUGGAGGUCUUAUUAUGGAAAGAUUGGAUAAAGCUCUAUGUACAAACAAUUGGUUUGUUGAGUUUCCAGAUGGUCGUGUCUUCCACAAGCCGAUUAUAGUUUCAGAUCAUGCUGCAGUUUUAUAUGACUUGGAACCUUCAAUACCCAAGGCAAAUAGGCCGUAUCAACUAGAGAGAUGGUGCCUUCGAUUUAGUGAGAUAAAGGUGUUAACUUCGGAUACUUGGAUGAGAAAAAUUAAUGGUUAA
Chenopodium quinoa (quinoa) is the source of this 687-nucleotide messenger RNA. RefSeq lists its product as uncharacterized. The record is from RefSeq and is a predicted model, not a curated record. Lineage: Eukaryota; Viridiplantae; Streptophyta; Magnoliopsida; Caryophyllales; Amaranthaceae. Bases 1 to 687 code for a protein of 228 amino acids. The transcript has a single exon.